Messenger RNA from Laetiporus sulphureus 93-53, 3231 nucleotides. RefSeq lists its product as uncharacterized. The record is from RefSeq and is a predicted model, not a curated record. Gene Ontology annotation, molecular function: protein binding. Gene Ontology annotation, cellular component: catalytic step 2 spliceosome. The coding region runs from base 1 to 3231 and encodes 1076 amino acids. Lineage: Eukaryota; Fungi; Basidiomycota; Agaricomycetes; Polyporales; Laetiporaceae. Gene Ontology annotation, biological process: regulatory ncRNA-mediated post-transcriptional gene silencing; negative regulation of RNA catabolic process. The transcript is spliced from 8 exons.
AUGCCUACGUCAUUCUUCUCUUCGUUCCCGCCUUCCUUCAGCUCCUUUCCAGAGCUUGAACCGGGGCCCAGCAAGCGUGCAUCGACCCCAACAGAGGACAGGCGUGGCUCCAAGAAGCGAAGCAAGAGGAAAGAAAAAGGAGACAAAGAGGGUAAAGAGCAUAGGCAUAGAUAUGACAGGGAAGAGUCAGACGAGGAGAAGGAUGGUGCGAGUCGUUCCAAGAUACUCGCUGACGAGCGAGGUUAUCGUGAGCGAGACGAUGAACGUACGAAGGCAGAAGAAGACAUUUCUAUGAGAAGAGAGACCACAUUCGAAACCACAAGGCCUGUAUCUCCCCGUUUGGUGUACUACACGGAUCGUAAAGGCGAUCCUCUCAAUAUCCAGUACGGUGGUUUGCACGCCUAUAGCAUCCCAAAGUAUCACCUAACCGAUCGAGGAAAGGUUAUUCUGGGUUUGGAUCCGGCAUGGCGGGUCGUGCGUCGGGGUCACAAAGGCGUGGAGAUCGCCCUAGGUGGAAGGCGCAAGAUGUCUUCUCUGACGGAUGCCAGCACUCGCCACAUGUUGAAUGCAGUGCCUACGCGUAGACUUCUCCCUUCGGCAGAAGACAAGUACAAGUAUGACGAGGUGGAAGGGUUCCUCCGUCUUCGCUCUCUUCAUCGCCAUGAAAAUGAUCAAUCAUACCGGAAAAUUACUGCAUCCAAGCACGAUGUCGACUCCGACGCAUCCGCGUCUUCGGAGGCGGAAGACUCGGAGACUCCAGAAGAUAAUUCUGACACAAUACCGAUGACUUCCCUUCAAGCCACACUCAAGUCGUUGGAGGAGAAGAUCGCAGCGGAUCCAUCAUCUAUAUCUGCCUGGCUUUCACUUCUCUCGCAUACCCUUUCAACGACCUCGAUGACAUCCAAGAACGCGUCGAAAGCUCGGUCGGAAAUCGCUGUUUCAGUGCUCUCUCGUGCCUUAUCGGCCCACCCUAGCAACGCCUCGUUUAAGACACUUCGCCUGAGGUACCUGAAAGCAGGAGAGGAGAUAUGGCACGAGAGCAAGCUGCGAUCAGAAUGGGAAGAAGCACUCAAGAUUGGCGGGACGGAGAUCUGGAUGGAGUGGCUCAACUGGAAAAUCAGAAGGUGUACAAAAGGCACGGACCAAAUCGUGAAUGAUGCUCGUCGAGCUCUUCACUCCAUUGGAGAGGAUGAGAUCGGCAAGUUGAGAAUUUUAUGGCGAGCAGCUGUAGGCUUCCGCGAUGCAGGCUUCGCGGAACGCGCGAAUGCAAUAAUACAGGCUCAAGCAGAGCUACUAUAUCAGCUGCCACCACAUCUCGUCGAUCAGCGUUUUGACAAUCAGCUUGAUGCCCUGGAGGACUUUUGGGAGUCUGAAGCGCCACGAAUCGGUGAAACAGACGCUAAAGGAAGUGCGAAUUGGUCCCAACGCUCAUCAGUUACUCCCACUGCACGAAAACAGGUUGUUCAUUCCAUUGACGAUGUCGACCCCUACAGGCGGUGGGCGACAUCUGAGAUUGUGUCAGACCGGAGCCAUCAACUACCAACACGCUCACAUGAAGAAUACGCCAACGAGGACCCAUAUGCUACAAUAUUGUUCUCCGAUAUACGCCCACUUCUUGUAUCCAUCCGUACUUCGAACGCGAGGCACGCUUUCCGAAUGAUGUGGUUAGCCUUUGCCGGCCUCCACACCCCUGGGUUUCUACCGACGCUCUCAGCCUCGGGCGAGAACGCAGAUGACCGUUGGGCAUGUUCACACUUUGCAUCGCCAAUCUGUCUCGCAGGCAUAUUACCAACGGACCGUAUCAGCACUGCUGGGAGGAUUACAGCAGAUGCUCAAGCCGGUGUGCUAAUCGGCCGCGAACGCGAAUAUGCGAGCGCCUUCGGUCCCAUUAAGGAAUGGGGAUAUGAGGUACUCGGACCGUUAGAGAGUCUGGGAAGCAGAAAUUGGAGAAUGUGGGGUCCCGAGGACGUGGAAGACGUAGACAAGGAGCUUGUGCGCGAGAUCUUUGCCCAAUGUCGCUUGACAGAUGAUGCCGAAUGGGACAUUCUAUCCCUUGCCUUCGAAGCGGCCUGUGCACUGAAAGAUGCCAUCUCAACGUCCAAGAAGCUGCUCGCUUCUGCGCAAGGCUCUCUGCCACUCUGGGCUGCGCACGCACGUUUGCAGCGACUCCGCGGUCGCGUUGAUGACGCCCGCAAAGUAUACCAGACGGUUCUGUCAGCAUCCCGAUCGAGUGCUACAGGAGAGCGCCAGCUAUGGUGGGACUGGGCGGAAAUGGAGUGGCUCACAGACCGUUCGAACGCAGCAGUGGAAGUGAUCGUACAAUCUACAGGGAACCAGGGAAUUGGUGGUAUCUCCCUCCUGCGCGCAAAGCGAUAUUUGCAAGAGGCGGCGACACAGGUUCCUGCGGCCUACUGGAAAGAGCGCGAAAUGUGGAUCAAGACGUUAGCAUUACUCGAGCUUUUGACAACUUCUGCACACGCUGCGCUAUCGGUGCUUGAUAUGCACCUCGGCGGGCUCCAGCUGGGAGAGGCUUCACACGAGAGCUUGACUGUGGCCUCUCUGAUGCUGCUCUAUAAUCAUGGCAGCAUUCUACGCAAUCCACUUCCUCCGGCGUUGCUCCGGGAAAGAGCAGAAACGGCGAUGGAACAGUAUCCUAGCAACAUGAUAAUAUUGGGGAUGUUCUUAGAAGCAGAGAAGGGCCAAGGCGUCUGGGGACGGGUCAGAGCCAUGUUGGGAGAGAGCCCGCUGGAUGGCGAGAAAGAGAAAAGUCUCGCGCGGAGGAUCGCGGAAGUCUGGGUUGCAGGAUGGGACAAGAACCGAUGGGAAGCCGAGCAGGAGCGGACCAGGAAUGGGCUUUCUGCUGCGGUCCAGAGUGAACGGACACGCGGUAGUGCUAUCUUGUGGCGCCUCUAUGUGGAGUUCGAGAUAAAGGCAGGCCAAUUGCAACGAGCAAAGAAGCUUCUCUUUCGAGCAGUCGGAGAAUGCCCACUGAACAAGGAGCUCUACCUUCUCGCGUUUGGUUCCCUGAGGUCUGUAUUCAAGAGCGGCGAAUUGAAUGACUGGGCAGAGACGAUGGUCGAGCGUGGGAUCAGGAUGCGAAAGGGCUUGGAUGAAAUGCUCGAGGGUUGGGUGGAGGACAAGGAUAUUAACAAGGAAGGUGUCGAUGAGAUUAUCAUGGAGGAUGAGAUUGAGCACAACGCUCGUGAGUUGAGGCGAUUGAUGCCAUACUGA